Molecule: messenger RNA, 3305 nt
Organism: Chinchilla lanigera (long-tailed chinchilla)
Lineage: Eukaryota; Metazoa; Chordata; Mammalia; Rodentia; Chinchillidae
Gene: Tbx4
Product: T-box 4
Exons: 9
Coding region: 182-1828 (548 amino acids)
Biological process (GO): cell fate specification; regulation of transcription by RNA polymerase II; positive regulation of DNA-templated transcription
Cellular component (GO): nucleus
Molecular function (GO): DNA-binding transcription factor activity, RNA polymerase II-specific; RNA polymerase II cis-regulatory region sequence-specific DNA binding
Source: RefSeq, a predicted model, not a curated record
AGCCUCGGAGAUCAAGGGCCCGCUCUGAAGCGGGGAUGCGUCCGGCCCCGAGGGCGCGGCGGGCAGAGAGACCCUGACCCGGCCGGGAGUCGGAGCCUGCGCUGCCCCGCGCUCUUCUGCCCGCGCCUGCAGUGGACCUCGGGCCGCAGGCGCCUCCGCAUGUGGCAGCGCAGUUAGGGAGAUGCUGCAGGACAAGGGCCUGUCGGAGAGCGAGGUGGCCUUCCGGGCCCCGGGCCCAGCGCUCGGCGAGGGCAGCGCCGCCACCGCCCCCGAGCCCGCGCUGGCAGCGCCGGGCCUCAGCGGAGCCGCGCUCGGUAGCCCCCCGGGCCCGGGCACCGACGUCGCCGCCGCCACCGCAACCGCCGAGCAGACCAUCGAGAACAUCAAGGUGGGGCUGCACGAGAAGGAGCUCUGGAAGAAGUUCCACGAGGCGGGCACCGAGAUGAUCAUCACCAAGGCGGGCAGGAGGAUGUUCCCCAGCUACAAGGUAAAAGUCACAGGCAUGAACCCCAAGACCAAGUACAUCUUGCUGAUUGACAUCGUCCCUGCAGAUGACCAUCGCUACAAGUUCUGUGACAACAAAUGGAUGGUGGCCGGCAAGGCCGAGCCGGCCAUGCCGGGAAGGCUGUAUGUGCACCCGGAUUCUCCCGCCACGGGGGCCCACUGGAUGCGGCAGCUGGUCUCCUUCCAGAAGCUGAAGCUGACAAACAACCACCUGGACCCCUUUGGCCAUAUCAUCCUCAACUCCAUGCACAAGUACCAGCCACGGCUGCACAUCGUUAAAGCCGAUGAGAACAACGCCUUUGGCUCCAAAAACACAGCCUUCUGCACUCAUGUGUUCCCAGAGACCUCCUUCAUCUCUGUGACCUCCUACCAGAAUCACAAGAUCACACAGCUAAAAAUCGAGAAUAAUCCUUUUGCCAAGGGAUUCCGGGGCAGUGAUGACAGUGACCUGCGUGUGGCCCGGCUGCAGAGCAAAGAGUAUCCGGUGAUCUCCAAAAGCAUCAUGAGGCAGAGGCUCGUCUCCAGCCAGCUCUCGGCCAAGCCUGACGUCAGCCCCCUGCACGGCGCCCACCAGGCCCUGCAGCACUAUCAGUAUGAAAAUGGGGCCCACAUGCAGUUUGCCACGGCCGAGCCGCAGGAGCUGGGCCUCAACACCUUCCCGCCCCAGAGGGACUCCAGCCUCUUCUAUCACUGCCUGAAGAGACGAGACAGCGCCCGCCACCUGGAGUUACCCUGCAAGCGAUCCUAUCUGGAAGCUCCCUCUUCUGUGGCAGAGGAUCACUACUUCCGUUCUCCCCCUCCCUACGACCAACAGAUGCUGAGCCCCUCCUAUUGCAGUGAGGUGACUCCCAGAGAAGCCUGUAUGUACUCAGGUUCAGGCCCCGAGAUUGCCGGGGUGUCUGGGGUGGACGACUUGCCCCCGCCCCCGCUGAGCUGUAACAUGUGGACGUCGGUCUCACCGUACACCAGCUACAGCGUUCAGACCGUGGAGACUGUGCCUUACCAGCCCUUUCCCACGCACUUCACGGCCACCACUAUGAUGCCUCGGCUGCCUACCAUCUCCGCUCAGAGCUCCCAGCCGCCAGGGAACGCCCACUUCAGUGUCUACAAUCAGCUGUCGCAAUCUCAGGUCCGAGAGCGGGGUCCCACGGCCUCCUUCCCGAGAGAGCGUGGCCUCCCCCCGGGCUGUGAGAGGAAGCCGCCCUCACCUCACCUGAACGCUGCCAAUGAGUUUCUCUACUCUCAGAGCUUCUCCUUGACCCGAGAAUCUUCCUUACAGUAUCAUUCAGGAAUGGGGACUGUGGAGAACUGGACUGAUGGAUGAUUGCCACGUCUCCUGGACAGCCCCAGGACCCUGUCAAUGAGUGUUAACCUCUGUGGGUGGCCCGCACUCCCAAGAAACCCAGGAAGGUAUUUCAAAGGGUGUACGUGUGCAAAUGCUAGUGUGUGUGCAUAUGUGUGUGUGCAUGUGUGUGUGUGUAUGUGCUUGUUCAUAUAUGUAGGGAGAGCUGACACAUAGCUGAGACCAGCACAAGAGAAGAGAAACCCCAGUUAUCUAAGAAGCGAUUUUGGAUGCAGGAUCUGGGACUACUGUUACCUGACAUCUCUUGACCCGCCCAGGUGAGGGAUAGGCGUGGAGGAUUCGUUUGAGUUCUUUAGAGGUUUUUAUAAUACAGUUGGAUUCACCCGGGGGCCAGGAGUUGAGGUCUCUCUCUGCUGCAGAGAGAGCUUCUCUCUGCACACCUGGGGGUUCUGGCCUUCCACCCACAAGGGAGCGCAGGGCCCGUCCUUCGGCUUCUGGAGAGUCUGUGAGACUCCCUGAGCCUCCAAGUGCGCUUUCAGAGCAAAACUGUCAGCUCAGUUGAUGGCCUGGAGCUUGAUCCCUGGAGCUGUAAGGUCUGAGGGGUGACUUUCAGAGAGGGUCAUGUGCUCAAUGCCACCUCAUGGGUAUUUUAAAAUAUUUUCUUCCUUUUUUCCUUCAAGCGUAGGGAAAACCCAACCAGUAGCACCUCUGUCAUUGUUCAGGGUUUGUGGUAAAGUGCAGAGCCCUUCCCUCUGGGUCCCCAACGUGCAGUGUCUCUCUGAGGUACACAAUCGGCCUGCCUCGUACCCUCUGCAUCCCAUGGGCAGCAGUCGUGACACACGCUUCACCUGGCAGCGUCCCCAGAACCCUGUCAGAGCUGAUGUGAGGCAUCUCUGCUGGGCGUGUUCUGCUCCCUAAAAACCCAUGCCCCUGGAGUGAGACAUGCGAAAGAGAAUUGAGAAAAAUUAAUUUCCUCCAGCAAAUUCAGCCAGUGUGCUCAGAGGAGCAAAGCUAACUUUUCUCCAGGGGGUAACCUCGUAGUCCUCAGCCCCGUCCUCUGACGGUGGACAUCACCAGACCGUCUGGGUCGGUGGUGUGAGCUCUAAAUUAAAUUUGGGAAAUCACUAAACUCUUUGCAUGCUGAAUAGCUAUUUAUAUAUUAUAUAAAUAAAUAAAUGAGUAAAUAUAUAUAUCUCACAAAUGCGGGCCACAUGUCAAAUUCAGCUUUGCUUUUUACAAAUGAAUAAACUUAAUAAAAAUGAAUGCUGGUGGGGGUAUUUGGAAAGACAUCUAUUUAAAUUUUUAUGACAUGUUUGAUAUGAAAAACUAAGAAUGGUUUAGAUAAAGCAUAUAUAUAUAUUAUAUAAACACACGACAGAUAAAGCUUUAUUAGAAAACACAUUAGCUGACAGGUGAUAUGGAACGUCAAGUGUUUUGUUAUGUAGCAUGGACAUUUUAUUUUACAUAUUGGAACAUAAAGCCACCUUACAACUGUGAA